This is a messenger RNA of Salvelinus namaycush (lake trout), 801 nucleotides long. RefSeq names its product myc box-dependent-interacting protein 1-like. NCBI's taxonomy places the organism in Eukaryota, Metazoa, Chordata, Actinopteri, Salmoniformes, Salmonidae. Gene Ontology annotation, cellular component: plasma membrane; cytoplasm; synaptic vesicle. The record is from RefSeq and is a predicted model, not a curated record. The coding region runs from base 1 to 801 and encodes 266 amino acids. Gene Ontology annotation, molecular function: phospholipid binding; tau protein binding. The transcript is spliced from 10 exons.
AUGGCAGAGAUGGGGAUGGGGAAGGGGGUUACUGCGGGGAAACUUGCCAGUAACGUGCAGAAAAAAUUAACACGGGCCCAAGAGAAGGUAAUGCAGAAGCUGGGUAAAGCAGAUGAAACCAGAGAUGUUGCAUUUGAGGAGGGAGUGAUCAACUUCAACAAACAAUAUACAGAGGGAUCCAAACUGCAAAAAGACCUCAGAGCAUACCUGACUGCAGUACAAACGAUGCACGAAUCCUCCAAGAACCUUCAGGAGUGUUUGUCUGACAUGUACGAGCCGGAGUGGUACGGCAAAGAUGACGUGGACUCCAUCGUUGAGGACACAGAUGUUCUGUGGACCGACUUCCAUCAGAAGCUGGUGGAUAAUGCUUUGAUAUCUAUGGACACAUAUCUUGGACAGUUCCCUGAUAUUAAGUCUCGUAUUGCUAAGCGUGACAGGAAGCUUGUGGACUACGACAGCGCCAGACACAACCACUCUUCUACCAAUAAGGGGAAGAAAGGAAAGGACGGGGGCAUCAAGAUCACCAAGCCAGCAUCUCUGUUGGAAAGGGCCACACCAGUUUGGGCUCAGGGCAUCCUGUCAGCCCACAACAUUGCUCAGAGUAACCUCUCCAGGAACCAGGCGGAGGACGAGUUGGAGAGAGCUCAGAAGGUGUUUGAGGAGAUUAAUGAAGAUCUGCAGGAGGAACUACCCUCACUAUGGAACAGUCGAGUUGGUUUCUACGUUAGCACCUUCCAGAGUAUGGCUGGCUUUGAGGAGAAGUUCCACAAGGAGAUGGGGAAGUUAUCAGUGUUGUCAUGA